Molecule: messenger RNA, 1972 nt
Organism: Bubalus bubalis (water buffalo)
Lineage: Eukaryota; Metazoa; Chordata; Mammalia; Artiodactyla; Bovidae
Product: b(0,+)-type amino acid transporter 1-like
Exons: 7
Coding region: 1-1458 (485 amino acids)
Biological process (GO): amino acid transmembrane transport
Cellular component (GO): membrane
Molecular function (GO): L-amino acid transmembrane transporter activity
Source: RefSeq, a predicted model, not a curated record
AUGAAGAGAAGUCAGCAAGGAGAUGGCGAAGAGGGGGUGGCCGAGCAGGAGGCAGGGGAUGAGGGGCUGAGGCUGAGGGACAUGGGCCUGUGGAGCGCCGUGUCCUUGACUGCAGGCUCUAUGAUCGGCUGUGGCAUCUUCAUGUCACCGCAGGGUGUCUUGGUCUACACGGGCAGCCCUGGGGCCAACCUCGCAGUCUGGGCAGUCUGUGGCCUUCUGGCCACACUGGGUGCCCUGUGCUAUGCUGAACUGGGGGCUCUGGUUCCUGAAUCUGGAGGGGAAUAUACCUACAUCCUACGAACUUUUGGCUCCUUACCUGUCUUCCUGGUCAUCUACACGUUUGUGCUGGUGGGCAGACCGGCCACCAUUGCAGCCAUCUCACUGAGCGUUGCCAAGUAUGUCCUGGUCCCCUUUUACCCAGGCUGCUUCUCGCUGCCCCAGGCCAUGGUCAAGGUGGUGGCUACCACCUGCAUCCUGCUGCUGAUGUUGGUCAACUGCUGGAGCUCGCGGAUGGCCGCCACGCUGAUGAACAUGUGCACGACUGCCCAAGUGUUCUCCUUGCUGGUCAUCAUGGGGGUUGGCGCCGUGGUGCUGGGCCAGGGCCGAGGCCGCAUGGAAGCCCUGCAGUCUGCCUUCCACAACACGUCCCAGCAGCCCGGGCACAUCAGCAUGGCCUUCUACCAGUGGCUGUGGUCCUUUGAUGGCUGGAAUAGCCUCAGCCAGGUGACGGAGGAACUCAAGAAUUCAAACCAGAACCUGGUGUGGGCACUGAUGAUCACCAUCCCCCUGGUCACUGGCCUGUACAUCCUGCCCAACAUCAGUUACCUCCUAGUGCUCUCUCCCAGUGAGAUCCUUUCCACCGAUGCAAUGGCUGUGAGCUGGGGGAAUCAGGUUCUGGGGGCCUGGGCUUGGCUGGUGCCCUUGGCUGUCGCCCUCUCGUUGUUCGGCUCUGCCAAUGUGUCGUUCUUCAGCGGAAGCCGUGUGUCCUACGUGGCUGCCCGAGAGGGCCACCUGCCCCAACUUCUGUCCAUGGUUCACGUGCAUCGCCUCACUCCAGCUCCAGCUCUGAUGUUCACCACAGCGAUGGCUUUGAUCCUGGUCAUCUCCGGAAACUUCAAUACCAUCGUGAACUUCUUGAGCUUCCUUGGCUGGCUCACCUACAGAAUCACCUUCAGCGGUCUCCUGUACUUGCGGAUAAAGAAGAAUCUUCCCCGACCUUACAAAGUCCCCAUCAUCAUCCCUGCCACCAUGGUCCUUACAUCUGUCUACCUGGUGCUGGCGCCCAUCGUGGCCCAUCCCCAGCCAGAGUUCCUGUAUGUCUUCCUGUUCCUGCUCAGUGGCUUCCUGGUCUAUUUCCUGUUUGUCUACUUCCGGUACCAGCCCGAGUGUUUGCAGGUCGUCACCCUGCAUCUCCAGCUGCUCAUGGAAGUUGCUUCAACCACGAAGAAUGCUGACUGAAGGACUGGACAGAUCUGACAAGCUGUUGGAGGAAUGCCCAUGAAGGAGGAGGAGGAACAGGAGGCGUUUAAGAUGGUGGAGUAGAAGGACAUGUGCUCAUCUUCUCCCAUGAGAACUCCAAAAUUACAGCUUGCUGCUGAACAACCGUCGACAGGGAUAUGUUGCAGCCCACCAAAAAAGUAUACCCCACGUCCAGAGGCAAAGAAGAAGCCUCAGCAAGAUGGUAGGAGGGGUGAAAUCACAUUUAGAAUCAAAACCUAUACCCUCCAGAGAUGCUCGGAGGGCUCAAACAAAACCUUGUGUGCAUGAGGAAACUCCACAGAGACUGAGCCAGACCUGUGUUUGAAUGUUUGAGUGUCUCCUGUGAAGGUACAAGUCAGCAGUGGACUGCACAAGGGCAGGGCAUCUGGGUGCAGCAGACCUGGAUAUGGCAUAAGCCCUCUUGGAGGAGGUCACCAUCAACCCCACCACAGAGCCACCAGAACUUACACAGGACGGGGGGAACAGACUCUUG